Messenger RNA from Colletotrichum higginsianum IMI 349063, 1731 nucleotides. Its product is annotated as Alpha amylase. The coding region runs from base 1 to 1731 and encodes 576 amino acids. The record is from RefSeq and is a predicted model, not a curated record. Lineage: Eukaryota; Fungi; Ascomycota; Sordariomycetes; Glomerellales; Glomerellaceae. Gene Ontology annotation, molecular function: hydrolase activity, hydrolyzing O-glycosyl compounds; calcium ion binding. Gene Ontology annotation, biological process: carbohydrate metabolic process. The transcript is spliced from 3 exons.
AUGACGAAAACCAGCGUCGCGCCCCUUCAGCCCACCGAGGCUGCUCAACCUCAGCCUCUGCCUCGUGCCAGGUCGCUCCGUCGCCACCGCAGUGAGAGGAACCUCAACCCGGUUCAGCUCCAGGCCUUCGAAUGGAACCUGCCUGCGGAUCACAAGCACUGGAGACGGCUUCGCCAGGCACUACCCGCGCUCAAGUCCGUCGGCGUCAACAGCCUGUGGCUGCCCCCCGGCAGCAAGGCCAAGUGCCCCGAGAGCAACGGCUAUGACAUCUACGACGCCUGGGACCUGGGAGAGUUCAACCAGAAGGGGUCCGUCCCCACCAAAUGGGGCACCAAGGCAGAAUUGGUGUCUCUGGCGGCGGACGCGGAGAGGAACAGCAUCGGCCUUGUCUGGGACGCGAUCCACAACCACCGCGCCUAUGCGGACAGCACCGAGAUGGUCAAGGUCGUAGAGGUGGAUCCUUCAGCCAGCGCAACGCACUCUGUCCAUCAUCGUGACAACAACGACAGCGACAGCAACAACAACAACAACAACAACAACAACAACCACAAAAGAGAUCAAGACGGCUUACACCGCAUCCCAGACAGACGGAUAGACAUCACAGACCCCUACGAGAUAGAGGCGUGGACCAAGUUCGACUACGAAGCUAGAGGGGGCAAGUACAGCAAGUUCAAGUACAACAAGUCGCACUUCAACGGCACGGACUGGAACCAGAUCAACAGCAAGAGGGCCAUCUACAGGUACGUCGAGGACGGCAAGAACUGGCACCGCGAUGUCGGCACGAGCCAGGGCAACGCCGACUACCUCAUGCUCGAGAACCUCGACUACACCAACCCGGACGUCGUGCGGGAGCAGCACCAGUGGGGCCGCUGGAUCGUCGACGAGCUCGGCCUACGCGGGUUCCGCGUCGACGCCGUCCAGCACAUCUCGUGGAACUUCAUCAACGAGUGGUCCAAGCUGCUCCGCAAGAGGAACCGCCACGACCUCAUGUUCAUCGGCGAGUUCUGGCACGGCGACGUCCGCGUCCUGACCCAGUGGCUGGACCACAUGCACUCCUUCUUCAGCCUCUACGACGUCCCGCUCAUGUACCACAUCGCGAGGCUCUCGUGGCACGACGACACGGACCUGAGGGAGGUUUUCAAGAACACCCUCGUGGAGCAACGGCCCGACAACGCCGUGACUUUUAUCCGGAACCACGACACUCAGAAAGGCCAGGCCAUGGACACGUCCAUCUGCAAGGAGUUCAUGCCCCUCGCCUACAGCCUCCUCCUCCUCCGGCGGGAAGGCCACCCGUGCGUCUUCUUCGGCGACCUCUACGGCAUCGGCCUCCCCCACCCCGAGGCCCCCAUCGAGGGCCUGCCCGACCUCCUGCUGGCGAGGAAGCUCUACGCGCACGGCAAGCAGGAGGACUACUUUGAGCGGCGCGACUGCAUCGGCUGGGUCAGGCGCGGCAACGACGAGAGGCCCGACGGCCUCGCCUUCGUCAUGAGCUGGUCCAAGGCCGAGGACCCGGACACCCGCCUCUGCAUGGAGGUCGGCCACAGCCACGCCGGCGAGGUCUGGACCGACGUCCUCGGCCUGCAGCCCGAGCCCGUCACCAUCGACGAGAACGGCCUCGGCCUCUUCCGCUGCGGGCGGAACAGCAUGGCGUGCUUCGUCAGGAGCGACGCCAAGGGGAGGAAGAAGUUCCCCGUGAAGUUUAACGCCGACUUCCAGAGCCUAGUGGAAUAG